AUGCAAAGAAUCGCACAACGAGCAGCCCUGGUGUCAUCCCGACGAGCACCAUGCCAAUCUGUAAUAAUAUCACAGACAUCUGCUAUGCAAUGGAGCUCAUUGAGCGUCAGUCAACGACGAUGGCAGACAACUGAAAAACAAUGGCAGACAACUGAAAAACAAUCGACGGAGGAGACUACUACUACUGCUGCUAGCAAGGAGGCUGCUCCGGCUACGGAGGAAGAAAAGUUUAAGGCGGAUUUGGUCAAGAAGGAUAAGCAGAUUGCUGAAUUACAGGAUGCAUUCAGACGCUCACUCGCAGAACAAGAAAACCUGCGCCAACGCACCCGCAAAGAAGUAGAGUCCGCAUCAGUCUACAGCAUCCAGAAAUUCGCCAAAGAUAUACUGGAAACCGUCGACGUCCUCGGCAUGGCUCUCAACGCAGUCCCCGCAUCAGAACGUACCGAAUUCUCAGGUGUAAAGCCAUUCAAAGACUUGUAUUCCGGUAUAUCCAUGACAAGGAUUGAGCUGCUAAAGACAUUGAAGAGACAUGGGGUGGAAAGCUUUGGUGCGGUUGGGGAUGUGUUUGAUCCAAAUAUUCAUCAGGCGCUCUUCCAGGUGCCUGCGCCAGAUAAGGAGGCUGGCACGGUUGUGAGUGUGCAGAAGGAAGGGUUUAUGAUUAAAGACCGAGUCCUGAGGCCAGCCCAAGUCGGGGUCAGUAAAGAGUAG
Synchytrium microbalum is the source of this 708-nucleotide messenger RNA. RefSeq lists its product as uncharacterized. Gene Ontology annotation, molecular function: protein-folding chaperone binding; adenyl-nucleotide exchange factor activity; protein homodimerization activity. Gene Ontology annotation, cellular component: PAM complex, Tim23 associated import motor. The record is from RefSeq and is a predicted model, not a curated record. The transcript is spliced from 2 exons. Gene Ontology annotation, biological process: protein import into mitochondrial matrix; protein folding. The coding region runs from base 1 to 708 and encodes 235 amino acids. NCBI's taxonomy places the organism in Eukaryota, Fungi, Chytridiomycota, Chytridiomycetes, Synchytriales, Synchytriaceae.